UAGCCUAUAUAGUCUUGUUGUAAAGUAGCAGUACUUUUGCUGUCCCGACUGAUCUUUCUUUUAGCUGAGAGAAAUUCAGAGUCCUGCUUGUUGAUGUCAAACUGUGUAUCUCACUGGAGUGCAGAAGUAGGGUGAUGCUAAAAUCUGGGUCAUCGGUCCCUUUUACACGUGUUCAGAGCUCCCGACAGGGGCAGCAGGAGUCUGUAACAAAACGCUCCACAUGGCAGCCGAAAGAGAGGACUGAAUACAGGCUAGAAUGAGAUGUGUGCGGGGGGAAAUAGAGCAGAUGGAGCACCUGAUGAAAUUUGUGUUAGCCCCCAAAGCUACCGUCAGAGGAACAGGAUGCAGGGACCGUCUAGCUGGUAAAUGCCUGCAGGCUGUCAAUGUGUGGUCUUCCUGGAGACAGUCUUUAAGGAGAAGUGUUUGGGGUGAGCUGCUGACCUCCCUGCAAGCCGGACCCGGCGUCCUAUCUCUGAUCUCCUGCCAAGGAGAUAGCAGUUGCUGCACACUCUACACCUGACCCCCACCCCUGCCCCGUCCCAUCCCCGCCGUCACCAUGGUGCUGUCACAGAGACAACGUGACGAGCUAAACCGAGCGAUAGCUGAUUACCUUCGUUCCAACGGAUAUGAAGAGGCAUAUUCAGUUUUCAAAAAGGAGGCAGAAUUAGACGUGAAUGAGGAAUUGGAUAAGAAGUAUGCAGGUCUUUUGGAAAAGAAAUGGACCUCAGUCAUCAGAUUACAGAAAAAGGUGAUGGAAUUGGAAUCAAAACUGAAUGAGGCAAAAGAGGAGAUUAAUAUAGGUGGGCCAGUUGGACAGAAGCGAGACCCCAAAGAAUGGAUUCCCCGUCCUCCUGAGAGAUACGCCCUGAGCGGCCACAGGAGUCCUGUCACCAGAGUCAUUUUCCAUCCUGUUUUCAGCGUCAUAGUCUCUGCCUCAGAGGAUGCAACAAUAAAGGUAUGGGACUAUGAAACGGGUGACUUUGAGCGGACCCUCAAGGGCCACACAGACUCUGUGCAGGACAUUUCCUUUGACCAUACUGGAAAGCUGCUAGCCUCCUGUUCAGCGGACAUGACCAUUAAGCUCUGGGACUUCCAGGGCUUUGAGUGUAUCAGGACCAUGCACGGGCAUGACCAUAAUGUUUCAUCUGUAGCUAUUAUGCCCAAUGGAGAUCACAUAGUUUCUGCCUCAAGGGAUAAAACCAUUAAAAUGUGGGAGGUGGCCACUGGGUACUGUGUCAAGACAUUCACCGGCCACAGAGAGUGGGUGCGCAUGGUGCGGCCCAACCAAGACGGGACCCUGAUUGCAAGUAGUUCUAAUGACCAGACGGUGCGCGUUUGGGUGGUGGCCACAAAAGAAUGCAAGGCGGAGCUGCGUGAGCAUGAGCAUGUUGUGGAGUGCAUUUCUUGGGCCCCUGAAAGUGCCCAUCCCACCAUCCUAGAGGCGACUGGCUCAGAGACCAAGAAGAGCGGGAAACCUGGUCCUUUCCUGUUGUCUGGUUCCAGAGACAAGACUAUCAAAAUGUGGGAUGUGAGCACUGGCAUGUGCCUUAUGACACUGGUUGGCCAUGAUAACUGGGUGCGUGGGGUUCUUGUGCACCCUGGAGGAAAGUUCAUCGUGAGCUGCGCUGAUGACAAGACUUUGAGGAUCUGGGAUUACAAAAACAAGCGCUGCAUGAAGACCUUGAGUGCCCAUGAACAUUUUGUUACCUCUCUGGAUUUCCACAAGUCAGCUCCAUACGUCGUCACCGGGAGUGUAGAUCAAACAGUAAAAGUGUGGGAGUGUCGCUGAUCGUACCCGCAGGACCCUUCACAACACCUCCUGCUCCCCUCCACCCCCCCGGACCCAUUCCACUUCCCCCUCAGCUUCCUCCUGCUCUUCUGGAUGCACUCGAACACCACGGUUAUCACCCACCAAGCUCCAGUUCAAUAACAUGUCCUUUUAUGUAAAUUAUUCUGGAUGUAGAUCGAGCUAUUAAAUGAAAAAAAAAAAAAGUAUUCUUGCAUGGUGAAUCCAAAACUGUAUACUGUAAAUUUACAUAAUGUUGUCUAGAAGUACCAUAGGUUUAACACAGGCUGAUCUUUCACUCAGCCUGACCUACCGAAGGCAGAAGCUGACUGGGUUAAAUGUAGGGCACUAAACUGAUAAUUUAAUGACAGUGUCUGAUUUAUUUUGUCAAUCUUUUUUUUUAAUUUUUUUUUUUUUAUAGUUUUGUUUUGUUUUCUUCCACUGUCUUAGUCUGUUUGUGCCUAGCUUGGAGACCUUUCAAGGGGCAAAGGCUACAGAAUGAACCUAUAAUGCUGAGGUGGAGAGUUGAAUGAUCAUCUAUGGGGCUUGUUAUCGAAGUUAUUCUGUAGCUUUGUUGCAUCACUUCUGGAGUGUACUUACCAUUCUCUUCUUGUGGAUUUAGAUAACAUUUAAUGGUUGCAUCUAAGAAUGUUUCAUGUGUUUUUGUCUGGAAACCUUUGGGAAUAAAUCUUUGUACGCUUGUCAUGACGCGUCCUACUGAGAAGUACAAUCCCAGAGACAUGACUUUACACUGUAAGAGAGAAUUGUGCUUAAUUAUAGAAGUGAAUUUAUAUGAAACUCCUGCAUCCAAAAAGCCAUGCUGAAUAGUGGGCGGGUUUUUUUUUUUUUUUUUUUUUUUUGCCCUGAAUCAGAGAUAGCUUUAGUAAAGAUUUUGACCUCAGUGGUCAGUUGAGUCUGUCACUCAGGAGCACUUCAAACUUGCAAGCACCAUAACCGUUGCCUCUACGAAGCACUUGAUUUGGCCCUUGGCGUUUGUUGUUAAAGCCCCAUUCAGAUGAAGAUGUCCUGAUUCUUCCUUUGUUGUUUAAUGAUCUUGUUGCCCCUAUGGCAGUUGCACUGAGAUUUGAGUUCACGAAAGACAUUUGAUGCAGAAAUCGCAACCCUCAGUUUGGACCUAAGGUGCAAAGCAUGACAAGGGCUCAAAGUUUCCUCUCAUCAGGGGGAUGUGCAAAAAUCUGUCCUAAAAGAAUGGGUGCAAAGAUUUCCAUGGUGAAAAAAUGGAACGAUGAGCUUAUGAUGAAAUAAAUCUACACUCGAUACUGUGGGAAGCUCAAUCUUAUAAUAAACCAAUGAGUUGUGGAGCUACAAACUAAUGAUCUGCCUGUUUUCUCUGUGGAGAGUCUUAAUGGUGACUCCAAUUGUAAAGGUAUCUUCAAACUGUGGACCAUAGCUGAAUAUCCCUAAAAUAACCACAGGUGCUCAAGCCAUUACUUUGGUGUGACGAGUGGCACAUUGUCUGCUAUAUCUCUUAAUAAAUGUACAAAUAAAUACACAAUGGGAAAUGAUUUGAUAAAAUCUUAAACAUGGAGGUAAACCAUUCCAUAUCUUUUAAGGAGAAAAUAGGCCUUUUGACUUUGUGCAAAGACAAAAGAAAUUCAGUUAAAUUGCACAUCCCUGCUAUUGUUAGAUCUUUGGUCACAUCGGACUGAAGGUUUACAUGAUGCAAGUCUUCAAAAUGCAUAAACGGAUAUAAUUUUAAUUAGCCUUUUCAUUCCAAUGCAAUUAUAUAAUAAAGAAUUCACUGCUUAACCAUGCUAUUAUCAAGCGAUUUCCUGUUGUGUGUGUACUGGAUGUACCUACUGCUGCUGAAAAUCUGAAAAGUGACUAGUCUGAGAUCUGUACCUGUCCACGUAGCACUUCUGCAUGUAACCGUACUGAGGAUUGAGCUGUCUGGUGGGGAACCAUUGGGCGCAUUUGAUGUCUGACCAUCCAUGUCAAAGUGACAUAUUUGAAAAUAUAUACAUAAAUAUGUUGCGCCAUGAUUGGUUAAUGAAGCUAGACACCCUACCAGAUAGGUCUGCUGGCAUGCUAACUGUGGGCCGCUCAGUACGUGGUUGUAGAGGCCGAUCUGUGUGUGCUUGUAAGAAGGAAGAUGACUUUAUUUCGCUAUGGGAUUGUGGCAGACUGAGCAAGCCAAGGGAGAAUUGCCCAUCACAAGAAAAGCACCAAUGAUGCCUCCUUUAGUUUCUUGAUUUAGAUGCUGGUGGAGACGAUUGACAUUGCUUCCUCAUUCACUUGACUGUGUUACUCAGCACAGAAAUAGAUUCAGAAGUACUGGAGCUGUAAACCUAAACCAAAAAAGUGGAUAAUUUUGGUCAAAAAUAUUGCUGAAUUGCAUCAUUUGUAAAUUAAACAUGUAUUUACAUUGUCCAGAGUUUAUUAUCCCCAUAAGCAGUGCUACUCCCUUAUGAUUGGCUUUCCUCAAGACCUUAAAGUUCUUUCUUGGUUUGACAAUGAUGAUGUCCUGUUUUUAUGUGUCCAGAGACCGGUCCCAAGCAAUCCCACUGCUGCACACGCUGGAUGGGUUCAUGUACAGACAGACUUGUGAAGGUCCUGUCUGUAGGUCCAUCCUCCAGCCACAGGUCUAUCAUCAGCUAUUACUUUGAGAAUAGAUUGGAGGUUUCAGACUUCACAGCUUGAAUGGGACUCUUUGCUUUUUAUGGUAUCACUGUUCACACAGCCAAUUGUUAACAAUAUAUCUGGAUGUUAUUGUUUGCAGCAUAAUUAAAGAAAAAAAUAUGAA
Sinocyclocheilus rhinocerous is the source of this 4550-nucleotide messenger RNA. RefSeq names its product lissencephaly-1 homolog A. The transcript is spliced from 11 exons. Gene Ontology annotation, biological process: retrograde vesicle-mediated transport, Golgi to endoplasmic reticulum; intracellular protein transport; intra-Golgi vesicle-mediated transport. Bases 557 to 1789 code for a protein of 410 amino acids. Gene Ontology annotation, cellular component: COPI vesicle coat. The record is from RefSeq and is a predicted model, not a curated record. Gene Ontology annotation, molecular function: protein binding. NCBI's taxonomy places the organism in Eukaryota, Metazoa, Chordata, Actinopteri, Cypriniformes, Cyprinidae.